This is a messenger RNA of Glarea lozoyensis ATCC 20868, 351 nucleotides long. Its product is annotated as Prefoldin. Bases 1 to 351 code for a protein of 116 amino acids. Gene Ontology annotation, molecular function: protein folding chaperone. Gene Ontology annotation, biological process: protein folding. NCBI's taxonomy places the organism in Eukaryota, Fungi, Ascomycota, Leotiomycetes, Helotiales, Helotiaceae. The record is from RefSeq and is a predicted model, not a curated record. The transcript has 4 exons. Gene Ontology annotation, cellular component: prefoldin complex; cytoplasm.
AUGGCACAACAAGUAUCGCAGCGGAAGCAGCAAGAGCUGCAGCAACAAUACGAGCAAUAUAAAACGAACCUUCAACAAAUAGCGUCGAAGAUAGGUGAUGUCGAGGCAGAAGCCGAAGAACACAGACUUGUAUUAGAAACACUCGAGCCGCUUGCGGGGGACCGGAAAUGCUUCCGCAUGAUCAAUGGCGUGUUGGUGGAGAGGACGGUGAAGGAUGUGGUUCCGGCGUUGCAAACAAAUAGCGAGGGGUUAAAGAAGGUGCUGGAUGAGUUGAUGAAGAGUUAUAGGAGUAAAAACGUAGAAAUGGAGAAUUGGAAGAAAAAGAACAAUAUUCAAGUUGUUUCUCAGUAA